UGGCGGAAUAACCCCUCUGGUAAACUUAUAAAUGUUCUGUCACCACAUCAAGCUGUAUUUUGCCUCACGAUUUUGUCCCGAUUGACGAACGCGUUUGACUAUGAUUGGCGCACACAGUCGAACUAGUCGAUCAACUCAAGUCCAGAUGUGGAGUUUCAUGCUUGUUUGCAUGGCAGUCCUGGGCCCGCCGCAGGACUGCACCCUUCAGCCUAAUGACUACGUCGCGAGAGAGGGCCGAGCGGAGCUUCAGAAGCUGCAAGGCUUUGCAGCGCAGCCCCGCUACGGCGCGUGCUGGUCGCGUGCGCUAGAGAAGAUCCAGAUGAGCUGCCAGGAAUUCACCGAGGAGACACAGAGCAAACUCGCGCUGGCAUUUACGCAUUGUCAUCUGCGCAGGUCAGACCGGCCAUUCCCCGAAUGCACAGACAGCAGCGAGGUUCGGGAGUGCACACGGGACAUGGACCCCGUCGCCUUCAACACCUACACAGAGUUUUUCACUCACGCUCACAGCAUCUGCCAUUACCUGCAGAGUGAGCGCUGGCAGGGCCAGGCGGAGAACACCAUCCACAGGCUGACUGAGAGCUCGGCGGGCGUGGCCGAGCAGCUGGCGUCCACGCGGCGCGUGGCGGAGGACCUGGUGGAGGUCCAGAGCGCGGCCUUGAAGACCCAGGAGGCCAUCCUGCGCAACGGGGAGGAGCUCAAGCACACGCUGCACGACUCCGCGCAAGGGGUCAGGGAGGUGUUCUCGCAUAUCCAGGACACGGCGCGGGAGCAGCAGCUGGCCUUCUCCGCCAUCUUCAGCCGCGUGGCGUACCUGCAGAGCUUCGUCAUGUCGGAGUCGCACACGCUGAGCUCCCUGCUGUACAACGCCCUGGGGCUGUGCGCCGCCUUCCUGCUCACCGCCACGCGCCGCACCGCCGGGGCCCGGUUAGUCCUUUUCGGCUUGGUGGCUGUGAAUGUGUACCUGGAGAGGACAAUAUGCAGGACCGUGCUCGAGUCUACAGACCCUGGGUAUCUACAGAUGGAGCGCGCCGCCCUGCUGGUGGGGCUGCUCCGGCGGGCCAUGGUUCUGCUCGGGCUGCUGGUGCUGGUGUACUCCGCCGCGCGGUUCCGCGACGCGAGGCUGGAGAGCCUGGAGAUCCUGGCCCGGCUGAAGGAGACCCAGUCCGACCUUCACCUGGCCUUGCAGCGAGCUGAAAGCCUCACAGAGGCAGCGGACGCGGUGCAAAGGAUGAUGGGACGGGUGGAGAGGGUGAGGGAGGAAAGCAGGAGGACUCGGGAGGAAGAUGGGGCUCUGGACAGGGUGGUGCACGAGCUGUCCGUCAUCCUGCCCACCCCCGAUCAUACCGAUGUGAUGUCCGUGUCGAAGAUGCCCUCCCUCUGUGACCCUACUGAGGCUCGCCAUGGCGACGGUGGCUCAGGACUGGCGCACGGCGCGGCGGAAAUCCCGCGCAAGCGUGGGCGGCGCCGGUCCUCGGCCUAUCAGCACAGCCCCUGCCCCGCCUUGGUCUACAGUGUGCUGGUGGAGGACAGUCAGUCACGCUACAACCUCCGGAGCCGCAGGUCCCUGUCCGGGGGGGCGUCACUCCUGGAGAUACACACCUGAACAUGCACACCUGAGAGCGCGGUCGCUAACCACGGGCGCUAACCGCGGGCGCAGUCUUCCUCAUCCCUGAGCGGUCGAAAUGGCAUGAUGGGUAUUAAUUCUGCCUUUUUUUUUUGGGCUGCCCUUAAAUCAGGUUUUUGCAGCUUAACACAUACUCUGUGCCAAUAAGGAUAAUGUGUACCAUCAUACGCUAGUGAACGGUGGUGUGAGCACGUUGAAUAUGUGUCUGAUAUCAAGUUGUCAGGAUUUUUGCUGGGUCAGGUGGACUCGGCUGUGUGUGCCUUUGUGUGUGCUGCGAGUGUUUUUACAAAUUGUCGUUUAAACUUAACUUAUAACUUAAUGACUGAACUGCAUGUGCCGUGCACAGAUCACACGUCAGGUCUCAUCCAAUCAGUGGUUUUGACCUUGUUUUUUUAAUGUGGUGUUCACUUUGUUUUUAUCUCAAUAAAUGUCACGUGAAUAAAUAAAUAUUUUAUCUAAAUAAAUAUCUCCCCAUAACCUCUUAGAGUAG
Molecule: messenger RNA, 2114 nt
Organism: Anguilla anguilla (European eel)
Lineage: Eukaryota; Metazoa; Chordata; Actinopteri; Anguilliformes; Anguillidae
Exons: 10
Coding region: 101-1603 (500 amino acids)
Source: RefSeq, a predicted model, not a curated record